GUUAAAUUUGCCGUCGCAGUAGUAUGCGAGGUGUUCAUCGCGUUUCUUUGGUAAUUUAUGCUACUCUGAAUAUAUAAGCCAGCGCUGUCAGCUACAUCCCACACUUACGAGUGCGGAACAGAACACCAAACAUGGUUAACAUGUAUCUGAUUUGCCUCGUCUCCGUUUUGACACUGGCAGUUGUUCAAUGCGGUGGACCUGAUUGUUCUCCAUCUUCCUGUGCAGCACCCAAAACAUGCCAGUGGACAUGUAAAAAAUCCGGAAAUGAGAUUAGUGGAGCUACAGUAACCACUUGCACAAAUGCCGACGAUACUUGUGGAAAUGUAACAGUAACAGACGGGCAAUGCAAACCUGCAUGCAAGUGUGGGACUGCAACCUGUUCUGCAACUCAGUCGUGUGAUUGGAACUGUACACAUGGUGGAAAUGUCAUUCCUAAUGCUGACGUAACUAGUUGUUCAGCUUCAGCUAAGACCUGCAACUCAACAGGAACAUGUGUAGCUGCCUGUCUGCGAAAACCAACUCAUCAACCUUCGAUAAUUCAAAUCCCAAUUCCAACUACUGAUAAGCACACGGAAAUGCCUCGUAGCGGUUUCAUCAAACAUGGAUUGUCUCCCCUAGUUCUGAUGUGUGGGAUUCUAGCCAAGCUGUAUCUGAGUCUGUGAUUAGUGUAUUUCCAACACGAAAUGCGUCAUCCUGAUACGGAUACGAAAAGCGUCGCCAUUGAACACAAUGACGGAUGACAUCUUGAUUUUUUACAACCUGAUGUGAUGAAACUGAAAGAAAAAAAAAUGUAUUCUUUAUUGACUAUGCCUGUAAGAUUGAUUUUAAAUAUAAUCUAAAACGAAGACUAGACAUUAUUUUAAACUUUCAAAGUUUGAAAUAUGACGGUGCCUAUAACUUUGAGCAAUCCGUUCAAUUUUAUCUAAAUAAUCUGUCUCUCUGCCAGCAACGAAAAUCAGCAUUGUUUAAAUCAAAAUAUUUAAUCAAAUUUACGAUUUAAAACAGGAUCGAAAUGUUUUAUCUCCAAAGAAAUACAGGUUUAAUCCUUUGUAAAAAAAACACCCGAUGAAAACAUCGUUUGUGAACACCAUAGUCUUGGUGCUAGUAUAAUGUUUCAUUAUAUGUUUUAAAUGACUGAUUGAUAAUAAUUUAGACCAAUUGAAUAAUAUCAGACCUAUGAAGAAUUUCGCAUGCAUUGAAUCAUGUUACUGCAAGUAGAUGAGCUGCGAUUCAAAAUCAAUUAUAUGUAUCAAAUUUAUUAACAUUACUACCUUGAAAUACUAAUUUAUUGUUAAUGUGAUGUUUAUUUAUUUAAUUUUUAGAUAUCAUUUACAUAUAAAUAUGCAUUUGA
This is a messenger RNA of Mizuhopecten yessoensis (Yesso scallop), 1351 nucleotides long. RefSeq names its product keratin-associated protein 4-4-like. The record is from RefSeq and is a predicted model, not a curated record. The transcript has 10 exons. The coding region runs from base 132 to 662 and encodes 176 amino acids. Lineage: Eukaryota; Metazoa; Mollusca; Bivalvia; Pectinida; Pectinidae.